AUGGUGCGAGAAGAGGCAACGGUCCAACCGAAAGCGCCAACAAAGAAAAGAAAGACAAAAGACGAGGCUGAGAAGCCAAAAGUCAAGCGAGCGGACGACAAGCCGACAACGUCCAGAGCAGCGGCGGCAGCUAAUGAGUGGGCAAGGCGACACUUGUUCGUGGCUCUCAUUGACCGCAGUAACCCGCAGAUGGGACAGAUGUCGCAGGAGCGGUGGAAAGUAGUCGAAGUGAAGCUACUAGAAGCGCUCUUCUCGAGGAUGGACGCCGAACCUAGCGCACCAAUGCCAACUUUUGAUGGAGCGGGGUGGCUUGGUGGCGUCAAAAUCCUUAAAUGUAAGGACGACCCGUCGCUGACAUGGGUGAAGGAAGCAGUGAGAACGCUUGCAAACCUGUGGAAGGACUCAAAACUCGAGGUUGUGGAUCGGAGCAGCAUUCCGUCGGUUCCCAAAGCGAAGGUGGUGAUACCUCGCAUGGUAGACCCGGAACAUGCACUUCGACUGCUACAACGACAAAACCCGGACGUGCCGACCAGUGAUUGGAGAGUACUGAGAGUAGCUAAAACUGCAAACGCAGAUGGAGGUCCACUCUUAUGGACAUUAGUGGUUGUCGAUACUUUCGAUACGACGUCAGACUUUGUGUUAAAAAUUAUGUUUAGGAACAUAAACUAUUAUCGAAGCAAUAUCGCAUAG
This is a messenger RNA of Zeugodacus cucurbitae (melon fly), 690 nucleotides long. RefSeq lists its product as uncharacterized. Bases 1 to 690 code for a protein of 229 amino acids. Lineage: Eukaryota; Metazoa; Arthropoda; Insecta; Diptera; Tephritidae. The transcript is spliced from 2 exons. The record is from RefSeq and is a predicted model, not a curated record.